Messenger RNA from Nymphaea colorata (pocket water lily), 2930 nucleotides. RefSeq lists its product as uncharacterized. The transcript is spliced from 3 exons. Bases 452 to 2788 code for a protein of 778 amino acids. The record is from RefSeq and is a predicted model, not a curated record. Lineage: Eukaryota; Viridiplantae; Streptophyta; Magnoliopsida; Nymphaeales; Nymphaeaceae.
GAACAAUUUCCACAAGCCCAACGUGCUUCCUUCUUCAUUGGAUGAUUGCCCAUGGGAAGUUGUGAUGUCAACAUUUGGCUCGGAAGAAUACGGAGAAGAGCCACUUGGAUCUAUCUUUGCUCCAGACGCAGACUUCCUUGUUCAUCUCAACUUCAUCACAGGGAAUUUGAUGUUCUGGGUCAUGCCAGUAUCUCCUGUGGCAUUUCUUUUGCAGACAGUUGAAGUAACAUCUGCUAUCCCAUUUGACACCUGACUCAGAUUCCCAAAAAUCCUUUGGUGCUUCUUAGCUGAACCGUGCAUUUGAAAACAGGGCCAGAAAUAAGAAGCAGCAUCCAAGGAAGUGAAGCAAAAGAGAAAAGAAAAACUAAAAAAAAGGAGAGGACAAAAAAAAAAAAAUCGAUACAGCAAGUUCACUAGUUAGGCUAAUUUAACAGAGCCCAAGGACCGGAAGAUGAAGGUCAAGCAUGGAUGCAACAUCAACUCCGGUGAGCUGGACACUAGCAGGUACUCUGCUCCUAUGCCGGCAAUCGGGCUUUACAUCGCCGGUGCUUCAUUGACCUGCCUUGUGCUAGCAACCAUCGACACGAUCACUGGCUGCAAAGCGUUUGGCAAGAAGCCAAGGCAGAAAUUCUGGUUUCCUUGCAAAUGGUUCGGAAUCAAUUCGGCAACACUAACCCUACUGUCAGUAGCCACUAAGCUACCAGUAGAUUUAAACACGGCCAUGCCCGGCCCUCACCACCAGCUCACCAAGCUCAGCGGCACGGUCAUGUUGUCUGUCGCCACAGCCUUCUUCUUGCCUGCCUUUGGAACCAUGAAAAUCGAAGAUAAGCUCUCAAACUUGGCUGCCCUUAUCAUUUUGAUCAUCACUGUGGCUGUUAACAUCUGCAUACAGAUGGGAACAGGGGUGAUCUUUGCCUUCCUACCUGAGCAUAUCAUCGUCCUAGGCUUUAUGUUGUUUAUGCUGGUGAGCGUAUUCACUGCAACAAUCAGCAGCGAGGGAGUCAAAGAUGAGUUGGAAAAAAGCUCUGACAAAGUUUUAGGGAAACUCAACUCUGUGUUGGAAAGCUUGAAAGAAAAAAAGGCAAAUUCUGUGAGCGAUAUUGAAGAGGGCGCGCGCUUGGGGAAAGAGGGGCUUAAGCGCUGCUUGUACAUGAAGCAUACCGCGUACGCAAAAGAGAUAGGGCAUGCAACCAUUCGCUCCCCAAACGGCAGCGCAGUGGCAGUUCUCUCGAUUCUAAGCACUUUGGUUCUGGUGGAAGCGGAGGUGAGGGCACUUAUCAUGUGGCUGAUGGCACGAGGAAGAAGAGGAAGCGGAGGGAUGCAAUUGUUUGGGCUUCAAUUCUGCAGAGGGGAAUCUGAUUACAGAUGGCCUAUGUGGCUUAUCUUGGCAUCACAGACCCUCUUUGUCAUCUUAACCACCAUUCCCCUUCUCUUUAGGUGGUUCGAAAGCGUCAGGUUUGUUCGCCACCCAAUCAAGGAGAUGCUGAAAUGGCCACACCUUCUAGCAGUCGAGCUGAAGCGGCUUAGUUUGUCAAGGAGGAAGAUUCUAGAAUUCUUUCUCGAAGAGAAGGAGGCAGGGGGAGGGGGGGACGGGCGUCAGCGUCCUCCUCAUACCUAUAUUGGCCGCUUGCUGCAUAGUACAAAGAUGUUCUUCGUUUCUCUGCAACUCUUGGGAUCGGUGAUGAGCUGGAUCAUAAGCCGUAGCUCCUCUGCUCCUCUCUGUUUGCUCUUUUGGUCGCUUAAACGUCCCGGUGACUCCCAAGAGGGGAAGAUGCGCGACCACAUGGUGGUGCAUCUAGAGGACGAGGAAGACUUUGGUAAUUGGAUGUAUACGCACUAUGAGUCUGAUGUUGAUAAGGAGAUGGGGAAAACAAAUGAUCCCUCUACUACCAGUCCUCCGCAUGGAAAUGACAGUGAUGGAAAGCAUUUGAAAAAGAUCUUAUCUAAGUUCGACUCAACGACAGACCAGAUCAUCGAAAAUGAGAACGAUCAUUUUAGAUCCAUAUUAGAAAUGAUCGACAACUUUCAACGACCCAAAUGCAUGGAAAUCGUGCUUGGGAUGGUGAUAAUUGCUAACAAGCUUGCGCAGGUUGAGGUGGACAGGAACAAAGGCUAUAAUUGUCUAUGGAACGUGAAACCAAACCAGAAUUUGAACGGCUCGCCACCCCAGGAUGUCAAGAUUGUUGAGCAGUUUCUUCGAAACAUCGACCAAUAUGUGCCUGGAGGGCCCUCGGCAUUUUCAGGUAUCCCUGCAAGUUCGGAAAUUGAUCACUCUCAAAAGCUCACGUCGAUUCACUUGUGUAGGCAAUUAUCGAUGCAGCACCCACAAGAUGAUCGCAAGUCUCGGGAAAAAAUCGAGCUGUUUUUGUUGGAAACCUUGAUGUCCGCAGAACAAAAACUGCAAGACCAAGAACUCCAACUCCAGCAAGUCGGAGAGUACAUACAGUCUAAAUACCUAACCCAGGUUGCACGAGUGAUGGUACACACUAUCAACCAUGUCUUCCCUGCAGCAUCAUGUGCCAUCUCCUCCAUUAAAGAUGGAACUGAUGAAAACAAAAUUAGGGAGGUGGCGCAGAGCACAUUUAGCAUCCUCUGUCUACUUGAUCCACCCAGAGAACCUCUCUUUCCCAAGCUUGAAGGGCCCAAUCAUUCGGACAGUGCUUUGAGCAAGGGGUUACCUCCCACAGAGAGACCACCACAUAGGAGGAGAAACAAUGUCAGCUUUACUUGUCUUUGCGCCUCCAUUUCCCAAGUUCACGAGCAUUUCAAGGGAGAGGUUGACGCAUGAGCGAAUCUGGUUCUUAUAUUUUAAGUUUUAUUUAUUGUUUUGUUUUGUUUGGAUGCAGAUCGAAGGAACCUUAUAAAGGUGUUUAGGCCUCUUUUGUAAGCAGUCUUGAUGAAAAACAUGUGUUAUCUGCUUUUCUUCCGGA